Caenorhabditis remanei is the source of this 1200-nucleotide messenger RNA. RefSeq lists its product as uncharacterized. The transcript has 3 exons. NCBI's taxonomy places the organism in Eukaryota, Metazoa, Nematoda, Chromadorea, Rhabditida, Rhabditidae. The coding region runs from base 1 to 1200 and encodes 399 amino acids. The record is from RefSeq and is a predicted model, not a curated record.
AUGUUUCAGGAGCUCCUACUCUGUGAAGAGACCCUCAUCAUCUACAACGACCGUCUACAUCGACUCAACAAGUUAUAUGAGAGCUACAAGUCUGGACAGUACACACAGAUGAAAGCUGAAUCCUCGAGUCUCAGCGAGCUCCGUGCCGCGUUUAUUGGCUCCAAACCAGAUGCAUCGCAGAAGCCAAUCGACGCAGAGCUAGCGAAUCUGAUGGGACGAGUCGUAGUUGAUAUCAAAGCGAUUGUUGGAUUUGCCAGAAUUUCUCCAGGAGAUGUAUUCGAAGUUCUCAUCAGACAUGGAUCUCAGAAAUGGAAGACACGUGGAAAGACACUGCCGGAUAGGACUCAGAAAUGGGAGAAAGAGCAAGUAGUGCUGACGUGUGUCCCUGAUCAAUCGAUAGAUGUGAAAGUAUCCGAGUGUAGACUGUUCAAAUCGAAAUCAUUGAAUGAUCGAUCAUUCGAUCCGUGUCAAUUGUUCUCCUCUCAACCACAAUUGGUCACGAUGAACUUGAAUUCAAUGGGAACGAUUAAGCUCCAGUUGGUUGUUACUUGGUUACCCCUCCUCGCCUCGAAGUCCUCCACGAAACCAACGAUCGUCCAGAAUCCUCAAAUCCCAAUGGACGGAGAAGCAACCAUCGAUCGAAAGCCCCGAAUUGUACUCCGCGAGAAGAAACGUGGAUCCGCGGCACGAGUUGCAAUGAAAGAGCAAUGGAGGAACUCAACGAAUAUGUUGGACUCAAUCUAUCUGGAUGUUGCCAAAACGAUUCCAUCAGUCGAUGCAAUGUCGACAUUAGAUCUGAGGAAAGUGCCGAAAGAAUUGAAUACUGGAACACUUCCAGCACCUUCGAGUAAACGAGAAUUCAAGAAUUUCACAAGUUAUUCUCCAAUGUCAUCGUCAACUCUAAUGGGAAAACGAAGUCAAAGUCUGGCUCAAUUGGGAGCCACUACGAAUAGUCCUGACGCCACGAGAGAAUUCAAUCGGAAAUUCAAGAACUCAUCGGAGACUGACACGAAUAGUACGGUAGCGUCGGAAGUGUUUGGUCUGUUGGAAAUGAUUGAGGAGAUUCAACCGAAAGCGAAUCGAAUGUAUCGGGAAUACGAUGAAUUGAGUAGUUUGGUGAAUCUGUUGGCGCAGUGGCAUACGUUGAUCAAGAUGAAUAAGGCAAGUUGCAAAGGAGUGGAAACUAAGUGGAUGCGUUAA